AUGCCGCAGCUCGCCAGCCAUGUACAGGUCUCGUUGCAUCCCCUAGCUUCCCGUCACGGUGCCACCUCAUCCACGCUCGUGUCCGUGUCACCACAACAACAUCCUCGCGACGAGCCAUCAGCUCGCGACGAUGGUCAGGGAACGCCACGCUUGCAUCGCUCUUCCCCCGAGCAACAGUGGUCGCGACCUCCACGUUCGCCCUCGCCCACGUCUCUGCCCCAGCCCGCUCGGUCGUCCAGCUCCAAACCGCCAAGCUACGGCAUCCUUCACGCCGACCUCGAGCAGUAUCCCGUCAUCUACGACGAACCUGUCCCCUCCGCUAGCAGCAGCAACAGCAGCGACGACAGCAGCAGUAGUGGUAGCGAGGACGAGCAUGAUGACGAUGGCGACGACACUUUUGACGAUGCGUUCACCCACAACAGCCGCAGACACUCUCCCGCCCUUCCACGCCGUCGGUCUCCCUCCAAGCGCAAGCUUGCCGCUCCCAUCCGUGCCAUGUCGGCAGAGCAGCUCGCGCUCUUGCAUCAACAAUACGUUGCGCAAGACGUGCCGCACAGUGUCGUCUUCCCUUACCUCCACGGCGUCGACGGUACCAUCCCUGCCCAGAAUCAUUUCUUCGGCGCUCCUAUGAGCGGACAACACACACCGUCGUACCGAGGCCUCACCAUUCUUCGUGCCGAUAUGCCAUCGCGUCAAGAGAUCGAGCAAUUGUACGCUUCCAGAGCCACUCAGCCUCAAGGCAGAACUCGUGCUCACACUUUCUCUAGCGUCACCACACAAUCAUCCGGCAGCUCUCCCGACACCGACGACGAGUCGGCGCGCUUCGAGCCAAGCUGGACCAACGCGUUCAAGAGCCCGUCGGGCCUCGCCGAUCCCGUGCCCAUCUCGACCGCAUCCACCACAUCUGUUUCGCCAUCGACCACUUCCACCGUGUCGUCCCAGUUUUCCAGACCCUCGCUCUUUUCGGUCGCGUCCGAGAGCUACAGUUCGGGCUCCCGCACCAGCGUCUCGACCGUCAGCGACAUGACCGAUGACGACGCUCAUUCGCCUACCAAGCACCUUGGUCCCAAUGGCAAUGCUUCUGGCGAGUUCGAAAAGCAGCCGCGUCGGUCGUUGCUCAACUCGACCGUCUUCCCCUCCGAGAUCAUCAAGCCGCCCACCCUCUGCCGCACCAUGUAUGGUCGCAACAUCUAUGACGACCUCUCAGAGCCCGGUUAUCGCGACCAAUACGCUGCGGACCACGUUCGCAGGACCGGGGCCAGCUUCGUCAAUCCCCCGCAAGCGUCUGGCGUUAGUCUGCGCAACUUCAAGAUCCAGUGCGCCAAGUACGCCACCAUCUCCGACGUUGUCAUCUAUUGCCCCUUCGGCUACCACCCGGGCGUCCUCACGCUCGCAAAGUGGGUCAGAGAAGCGCAAGCGUCUCUGCGCAAGGAGCGUCUCUCUCGCGGUUGGGGCGGCUUGCAGUACAACGUUUUUGUCGUCACCGAGCCCUUUGAGGUCUUUGAGGAACGUUUCCCAUUGCUCGUCACGGUCGACAGCAACGGUUUCGACCGCAACCGCGUCGAUUUCGUCGAUCGCGAGCGCGACGAGAUGGAGAGGAUGACGCACGCUACCGAAAUCCACGACAAUGUCUGGCUCGGCUGCACCGCCGAUGCGCCCGGCCUUGUCAAAUCAGGUCCUUGGCAAGAGAGCAGCGGCGAGGACAGCGCGCCCAUCACACCAGACGAGCAGGCUAACCCGAACUGCUUCUCGGUCUGCAUCAGUUGCGAAGAAGAGCGCUCCUCGAAUUCCAGCGCCUGCACCUCCGAAGUGCUGCGCAACGCUGCUCAGUACCUCGACUCGGUCGAUGCCUCGAUGCGAGUCGACAACGAUACCGACAAGCUCCUCGACAGUCUCCAUCGAGACCACCUCUUCCAUCUCAAUGGAAGCCCCGUCGGCGAGUCCGUCUACGAUGGCUUCCGCAAGCAGGAGUCGCGCGACGGAUCCAUCGUGCUCGGUCCCAACGGCUGGACACCCAAGCCGCGAUCUGUUCCCGUCCACACAGACGCCUCUGCCUCGCCGUUCGUGCAAGCCAAGAGCUCGAGCGCCAGUCUGAGGCAGCGCAGCGAUCUUCUGCGUCUCGACGCCGGCGCCAUCGUGCAGCUGGAUUACCAGACUGGCAGCGCCGGAGCUCCGCGCACGCACAGCUGGCAGGACAAGAUGGCCAAGAAGAUCGUCGACCUGUGCAUCUGGAUCCAACAGCAAGCAUCGCCUCCACGUCCGCAGCACGCAGUUCGCGAUGCUCCUCCUGCCUUCAACUCGAUCUCCUCGACGCUUCGAACCUUCCGUGACGCAGCCAGAUCGCCCACCCGCUCCUUUUCGCCCAAUCAUGGCCGCGAACGCGAACGCGCUUCGCACCCUCGAGUCGAGGAACGCAGCCUUGCUGUACGUCGACCUAGGCGAGUGCUGCUUCAUUGCCCGGACGGAUAUACCGAGACAUCGGUGUUGGCGCUUUCCUACCUCAUGUACGCUCGCGAGCUGAGCUUGCCGGAGGCGUACCUCGACCUUCAAUUGCGAGCCGAUCGUUCGUUCUUCGUGUACCCUGCCGACGUUGUUUUGCUCGAGACGGUGGAUCGACUGCUGCAGCAGACGCGCGUCGCACGCAGCCAAAGCAUGCCUGACCUCACGGACGUCAGCGUUGACGUGCGCAGAAGUCGCCAUACCGUGUCCAAGUCGUUUAGCGGCUCGUUGAUCGCAGACAGCCGCCAAACCGAGGUGCGCCGCUUGUCUUUGUCUACCACAGCGCAAGGCGGUCUGCCUACCACCGAGAUGGCAGGCGGCAUAUGCCGAACCUCGACGCCGACACCAACCAAGUAUCGCAGCGGUGUCACCGAGAUCGAUGCCUCGGACUCGGUGGAGAAGCACGAUUGGUUCGACAAGUCUCGCUUCGACGGCUCAUUCCCGUCGCGUAUCCUGCCGUUCCUGUACCUUGGCAACCUCGAUCACGCAUCCAACGUCGACAUGCUUCGUGUGUUGGGUAUCACGCAUCUGGUAUCGGUGGGUGAGACUGCUCUGGAACCUCCGGCACACAUCUCUGCGAAGGUGAAUCCUUCGCGCAAAGAGCACGGACGCAGUCGCUACCAGCGAGCCUCCGCGAAAGCAGCUCUAUCCGAAGAUCCGACGACGGUGCCAUCCUGCACGUACCGAUCGCAGGAUAUCAACGUGCUCAACGUGCGCAAUGUGUCGGACGAUGGCAUCGACUCUUUGAGGGGCACGAUGCGCGAGGCGGUGCAGUUCAUCGAGGCUGCGCGUCUCUCUGGCGGCAAGACGCUGGUGCACUGCCGUGUCGGCGUAAGCCGCAGCACGACCAUGGUGCUGGCGUACGUCAUGGCUCACCUUGACCUGGGCCUGGUAGAGAGCUACCUGCUGGUGCGCAGCCGUAGGCUCAACAUUGUCAUCCAGCCGCAUCUGCUCUUCCUGUGGGAGCUGCGAGGGUGGGAGUCGUUCCUGCACCGAGCCAAGCAGGCGCAGAUCCAGCUGCUGCGCGGACGCGUCGGGUCUCCAGACCUGGUGAGAGGUGAGCUUCCUCGCGAAGCUUCUCACAAGCUCUCGGUGCUCUCGAUCCGCGGCAGUUCGAAUCGCAGCGAUUCGAACUCGGGCUCGUACAGGUCUGCACGCUCGUCGCCUGCCGGGUCGCCCGUGGCGACGAGCACGACUCGGAUGGCCAAUGCCGAUGAGACCUCGGCCGCCACGGCGGAAUGGAGCGACGAGCAUCUGGCUGGCGUCGAGAUCGGUGCAGGUGCCGGAAGCGUGCACGGAUUCGACAUGGCACACUCUGCCAUGAUGCCGUUCGGGUCCGGCAGUCCGACAGGACUGCCUUACAGUGCUUCACGCUUGACGUGGGGCCACCUGGCGCGUGAGAUUGCCGACCUCAACUCGCGCUACUUUGUGUAG
Molecule: messenger RNA, 3933 nt
Organism: Pseudozyma hubeiensis SY62
Lineage: Eukaryota; Fungi; Basidiomycota; Ustilaginomycetes; Ustilaginales; Ustilaginaceae
Exons: 1
Coding region: 1-3933 (1310 amino acids)
Biological process (GO): protein dephosphorylation; nuclear DNA replication
Molecular function (GO): protein tyrosine/serine/threonine phosphatase activity
Source: RefSeq, a predicted model, not a curated record